GAGGCCCGACAGAACAUGGAACGUUACAAACAGAAGCGGAAACAGCAGAUCCGCCUCUUUCGGGAAAAAAGCGCGGCCUGAAAGAAGCGGAGUGUGAAGAAAUAAUGGAACGAUUUUCACAAGAAACAAAACAAAUUGAACUGCCGAUCCCAUCGGACGUAAUCUUCUGUCGCUCAUCGUUUGCGUUUAUUUUGCGUGAUAAUUGAUCUCGUUAAUCGUCUAAGUUAAUUUCAAACUACGGUCGUUCGUAAUCUGCACCGUCCUAUGAUAAUAAUUUUUCAUAUCGACUACCGUUGUGGUGAAAAAGUGCAUUUUAAUUGAUCGACUCUACUCGCCAUGGAAUGCAAAAAGUGCCUGCUACCAGUGAUAACAAAGGAUCAACCGUACAUUUACUGCAAUGGAUUGUGCGCCGCAGUACAUCAUGCAAAUUGUGUUGGAUUAAAUAAAGCCGAGCUUGCCGCCGUGUCGCCUCCAAACAAGAAUAGUUGUUGGCUGUGCGACGACUGUUUGGAUGAGUUUGUACAAUGGAGAAAAGAACGAACUGAGAAAACAAAUCAUCCGAUCGCCGAAACCAUUCCGGAGCCGCAAUGCGUACAACUGCAACGUGAUGUAGAUGAGCUGAAAACCAAAGUUGAAUCCAUAUUAUCGGGGAUUGUGUCGCAUUCUAAUCAUCGCUCGGAUACCUGGAUACGACACUCAACACCGAAUUCUUCACGACAAGAGGAAAGUGGAUCGAGUGUAAUUACAAGCGCGUUCAAUAGUACGAAUCGGAUACCUGAUUCGGGAAGCGAAAACGAAAACUUCGAUUUGCUGCUAUCUAAUAUCCAUGGAAGCGUUUCGGAGGAAGAUGUGCAACACAUGGUUUCUCGCUGUUUAGGCACCCGUGAUGAUGAGUGUAUUAACGUUAGAAAAUUAGUUCCGCGAUGGGUUGACUGUAGUACUCUCGACUAUAUCUCCUUUAAAAUAGUUUUACAUCGUAAAUGGAAAUCUACCGCAAUGAUGCCAUCUAUUUGGCCUAAAAACAUCAAAUUUCGAGAGUUUAAAAAAAUAAGAUGCCCGUGGAGACCCGAUAUUUUGUAAUAUCAGGGUGUCUACUACCUGGAAAAACCUGGAAAACCUGGGAUUAUCAGGGAAUUUUACUCGACCUGGAAAAAUCCUGGAAUUCUCAGGGAAUUCUGGUGACAAUCAGGGAAUUUCUGUGCUUAUCACUUCAAUACAAAUUUUCAGUUAGAAAUGCCUCAAAGCAAAUAAAAAUUUCGGCUGCGCCGCUACUAACUGCUCGUUUGUUAAAUUACCCUUGACGUUGAAAUUAACUUGUACUUUUUUCACAGCAAUCUCCUAUUUAAUGUUUUACCUAUUUCGGAAAACUGAGUCGCCAUGCUUUUAUUGUUAGGAUUUUGUAUUCUCAAAUCUUUCAAACUAUUGCAGCGUUGAAUAUUGGCUUAGUGACUUAAACUAUUUUGCUUCAUUCCCAUGUGAAUGAGCUUUUUGUCUUGCAGAAUUUAUUGAGGUUUACCUAACAAAUUCGCAAUCGCCUGUAAAUGUUGAAAAAUACCUGAAGGAACUUAUAUAUAUAUAUAUAAGAUAUAUUUUAAGCGUAGUUCCUGAUACUCCCGCAGAAUAUUAUUGAUCAAUAGGAACUCCUGGCGGAUUCGAUGUCAGUAUUUCUAGCGAAGUUAACUAGAUGAUUUCUGGGAGAAUUAAAAAAAAAUUGACCAUUUCUGAAAGGUUUUUGAACAACACAUAAAUGAUUCUUAACAAUUUUUGAAAGAAUGUUUAACUCUCUUUCCCAUAGUUGCUUCUGAGCUCCACAUAUUUUAACGAACUCGAGAGAAAUUAUUUUCGAUGGACAUAAUGCAAUGGUUUUAUGGUUGUCAACUUAUUAUCUAAUUGUCAAUCAAUUAUUUCAAGAGUGAAACUAUUGACAACCAAAACUAUUGAUUUACAACAUUCAGUUUUUCUAUUAGUUUUGAAAAUAGUCCAUCUAUAACAAUGUUUGGUCAUAUACUUCUGGUAAAAACCCUGUUUUGACGUAAAACAAUCGUUCAAAUUUGCUAUGGAGAAAACAAUUAAAAUAUUCUGAAGGGAUUCAGAAUUGCUUUAUUUGAAUUUAUGUGAACAUUUUUAAAAUUUUCAAGUGUAACUGGCAGUAUUAUUUGUAAAUUCUUUUGAAACUCUGAAAGGAUUUUCUGGCUGAAGUCCUAUAAACAUAUCUAACAUUUUUAAUAGCAAUUUCUAUAAAUGAAGAAAUCGCUGGAGAGAAAAAUCUUGCGAAAUUCCUGAAAAAUACAAAGUUAAACGAUUCUUUUGCGAAACCAACCAAGAUCUUCGUGUGCAAUAACAGAAGCUAUGCGUGAAGGGUUUCUUGGAGGAUUUGUUUAAAAGCGUUAGCAGCAUUUUUUUUAGAUUUCUGACAAUAUUUAAGAAAGUUUGCUUAGGAACUACUCGGAAGAUUUUCUGCUGGAACAGCCUAACUUAACUUUUAUAAAAAUAUACUAUAAUUUCUUGUUGUUUCCUUGCUAAAUUCCUUCAGAUAUUCAUAAACAAAAUUUUCAUCAAAUUAUGCAGAAAAUUCUCCUAAAGUAUCGCCAGGAUUGUUUUAAGAAUUCCAUCAGAAAGUCAUCUCGCGUUUCCGUCCUAAUUGCUGGUGUAAUGUUGUGUUUAAAUGUCAUUAUAGUUGGAACUAGAAAUUUCUCAAAAAGUUGCGUUUCCACGAAUUUCUAGAAAUCUGAAAUCAUGUUUAGUUUAGUCGAUUUGUUAAAGUUUCUUGAACCUGGAAUUAUUUUCAAAAACCUGGAAAAAUCCUGGAAAUAUCAGGGAAUUUCAUUUUCGUAAUUGAGUAGACACCCUGAAUAUGUUUCGAUGUUUUGCAUUAUGUGAUUUCACGUUAAAAUGUUUUUGUUUAGUUAUAAUAUUCACUGCAAUUUCUGUUUUGUGCCAUCUGUGGAAAUGUUUAUGUAUAAAUCUGAAAUGUAGUCUGCCCUUGAACGAUAAAUUUGAAGUAAGUAAUUGUAUCACUGUAUUACAUAAUUGCCUCGUAUUUUUUACUUGGUUUUGAUAAUUGAAGAGUUUGUUCUAAAUGUUUGUACUUUAGUUUUAAGAACACAUCAUUGGGAAGCCUGUUGGUGUUGCUGUUAAAUAAAUAAAGAAUAAAUAAAUAAAUAAAGAAACAUGGAAGUUCUAUCAGAAGCUCAACGCAUCCUGCACCGACUUUGUAUCACCGACGAACCGACGUGACAGUGGUGAUUCAAAACUGUCCCCCCCCAAAUUUAACGGUCGACCAGCGAAGCGAGCGAACGCUUCUGUCAAAUUAGCGCAGGCGCGAACCUUCUUCUAUAUGAAUACACGGGGGUUUGGAGUCAAGCUAUCAAAACAACGCGAACCGUUAUAGAGGAGGCGGUAGUGUUCGGCUAUUUUUCAUCAUGGCGUCGGGGACAACAAAUUUGAAUAUAUUUGUUCUAGCUGUCACGUCGGUUCGUCGGUGUUUGUACUGCGAACCGAAAUAUGCAGGGAUAAAGAAGGAGGUCUCUUGAUGGACGGACGUGAGGUGAUCGAAAGGUGGAAGCAGCACUUUAAUCAGCAUCUGAAUAGCGUGAAGGACGUAGGCACGGGAGACCACGGCAACGGAGGAAACGACGACGCCAGUGUAGCGUAGGACGGAAAUGAACCAACUCCCACGCUGAGGGAAGUUAAGAAUGCCAUUCACCAGCUCAAAACCAACAAAGCAGCUGGUAAGGAUGGUAUCGUAGCUGAACUCAUCAAGAUGGACCCAGAAAAGUUGGCCACCUGUCUGCAUCGGCUGAUAGUCAGGAUCUGUGAAACUGAACAGAUACCGGAGGAGUGGAAGGAAGGGGUAAUCUGCCCCAUUCACAAGAAAGGCGACCAUUUGGAAUGUGAGAACUUCAGGGCGAUCACUAUUUUGAAUGCUGCCUACAAAGUGCUAUCCCAGAUCAUCUUCCGUCGUUUGUCACCUAAAACGAAUGACACGGUGUGUCUGGUAGAACAAAUUUAUUACAAAAAAAUGGGCAUCGCUAAUUUUUACGCUACGUGAAAGUUGACGCUACCAGCUUUCAUUCAAGCCCAACAUCGAAAUAUUCCAUCGGGGGAACUUUUUCAUACAAAAAUUGGGUAUGUUUGUUAAGUAGAAGUAGGGAUUAAUUUGGAACCGUGCAUUUUGUAUGGGGAAAAACAGUCUUCUGAAAAAGUUGUUCGGGAUCCCUCGGUGGAUUUUUUUGAGGGACCCUGCAAAUGAAAGCUGAAAGCCUCUAUUUUUGAAUAGUGAAAAAUUUGACGAUGCCCAUUUUUUUGUUAUAAACUUUUCCCAUACACACGCCGUGAU
Molecule: messenger RNA, 4339 nt
Organism: Aedes albopictus (Asian tiger mosquito)
Lineage: Eukaryota; Metazoa; Arthropoda; Insecta; Diptera; Culicidae
Exons: 1
Coding region: 337-1080 (247 amino acids)
Source: RefSeq, a predicted model, not a curated record